Ostrinia furnacalis (Asian corn borer) is the source of this 2387-nucleotide messenger RNA. RefSeq lists its product as uncharacterized. The record is from RefSeq and is a predicted model, not a curated record. The coding region runs from base 170 to 2260 and encodes 696 amino acids. The transcript is spliced from 2 exons. Lineage: Eukaryota; Metazoa; Arthropoda; Insecta; Lepidoptera; Crambidae.
CCGCGGUCGCUCGCGAAGAAUCCACCACAUUUUCCUGCGCAAACGCAAGCAGUACGCGUGUCAAUACUGGCCGAAUUUAGAAAAAGAAAAACGUUUUUAAUUCAAAAAUCGAAUUUCAAGGAGCGUGGUGUAUUGGGAACUUUUUUUUGUUGUUUAGUGAUGUGUCGACAUGUCUAGUGAAGCGUCAGUGAGUACAAGCUCGAGCUCGCGAAUCAGGCAGUUCGGGCUGUACAGAACCAUUGACGCGAGGACAGAGGAGUUCCUCAGGCUUUCGAGGAAGCGGCAGAUCAAGCAAGGAUGCGCGUGCGCGGCUGUCUCCACCGCCAUCACUGUUACAGUUGUCAUUGUAAUUCUACUAAUCUACGAAUAUGCGAUUGCGGUAGAAUCAAGCUUAGUACAAAGCAUACGACGAGCAAACAGAAAACUUGACAUCACAAAUGUAUCAAACGAUACUCCAUUCGCAGACCGACUCGACCGAAGCUACUUCGGAUUCGACCAGGAUUACUACGAACGAAUGCCAUUAUUAGUUAAUGCCAUGCAAGAGAACAGUUACAUAGAUCCAACUAUUGACACUGCUCAUGAGCACAGAGAAAACUAUCUUAAGCCACCUACCCCUGUACCUACCUUGAAAACAAACUAUGUGACCCAUGUAAGAAGAACUAGUCCUCGGCCAUUCUUUUUCGAAUACAAAUCUCCAACUCCUGUCCCAUUUAGUAAAACCUACAAGUCCAAAAGCUGGAUAGAAAGUUACCGCAAUGCCCAAAGGCUAAAAAAUAUUCAACAGGUUAUUAAAUAUUUGGAGAAAACCAUAAACGCAAAAAUAGGAGACAUGUACACAUUACCUUCUAGCAAACAAAUAGCAUUUACUGGAUUGUACCUAGAACCAAGCGUGCUGCGUGAUAAAUCUCAGGAAUCUGAACAUGAUUUGUCAGUGGGUAGCUCCGAAAAAGUGGGAUUUGUAAAUUCAAAUCAUCAAGCAGAUCCAUUAUUUAAAUAUAAACCAGAUAGUCCGGGUGAAGUCAAUCUUCUUGCAGAUGGUUUUCUUCAAUUUUCUCCAAAUUCAGGAGGACGAAGAGACUUGCCCCAUAUACCAAUGUUCAGGCCAAUACCAAGUCAUAAGCGGGCAUGUCACGGACAAGGUUGUGACACAAAGAAGUUACCUAAUAUAUUGUCAUCGCCAAGUUCAAGUGAGACACAUUAUGAUGAAACGUCAAACUUUAGUCAAGCCAAAAGUUUUAGUGUAAUGCUAAACUUAUUUCCACUGAAGUCGCAUUCAGGCGAAGAAACUAAAAAAAUUGACCACGUGAAGAAAACACCACUCGAUAAAAUUUAUUUGACAACUUCAAAACCUCUUAUACUUUUCAAAAGAAAAUCAACAUCAAGACGAAGAACUAUACCAACAAAAAGACCUCGCAUUGCAAAAGAACAUAAGGUACUCUUUAACGACGUUGAAAACAAUAUAAAUUCACGGGAAAAGAUAAAUGAAUCUGCAGCGGGGUCGAACAUGAUCGUACAAAUAAAUCUUUAUACACCGGAUAAAAAAUCAGAAACAUCGACGACAACGACUGAAAUAAACAAAAUAAAAGAACAUGUAACAAGUUCAACAGAAACCAAUAUAAUGAAUUUUAUACCAACUCGGACGACUGAACUUCCCUUUCUUCUGUCAACAACACAAGUGGAAGAUUAUCAUGUGGGUAGCUCAGGCAUAAUUCCUGUAGACGCAAGAGUUCCACCUCCUACUACUCAGCCACCAGUACUACCACAAGUAACGACCGUGUUACCAUUCUUUGACGUCACAUUGACUAGCACUGAAGGAGUUUGGUUUACUAAACCACCAGAUAUUUUGAAAUUUAGUCACGAAGAUGCAAAAAUACCUGAAGAGUACAGAAAAUAUAGAGAAUCUGAUGUGUCUGACAAUAUUUUUUCAGAUAUAAACAGACGAAAUUUUAGAAGUGGCUUUGAGAUGGGUGAUUUCGAAUCAAGGACUCUCGUGACUAGAUUAAAAAAUGAACAAGAAUAUUUUGAUACUACUACAAUACACGAAGAAACCACCGAACAAACGACAACCACUACUCAAAAUAAUGGUCAUUACAGAAGUUUUAAUCAUAAACCUAAAAUUUUGAGCUCUUUGUUGGAUCCCAAUUCAGAAAUGAACAGAAAACGUCGAUUAAAUUUAUACGCUAAAGGAUUUAGAAGAGCAAGUUUUUCUCGCGACUACGUCGAAAUACAAAGAAACAGCACCAAUAGUUCUGAAGACUAAUAACUAAUGUGUUUUAAAUUAUUACUAUUUAUUUAUUUCUACUCUGUGAAGUGGCCCACCGACUUGUUUUCAUUGUGUCUAGUUUUAGUCUUCUGUACAGUAUUAUUAUGUGGGCAUUCGUUUUGUA